GCUACAAAUCUUGAUGAUUUAGAUGCUAUAUUAUUGGAAGUUGAGAAGGAGACUCUUAAGAAUGAGGUUGCAACUGCUGCUAAAAUGUCGAAAAAAACUGGAAAAGGUUUUACCGCAAAUGUUAAACCAUGUCCUGCUAAAACUAAAUCAUUGACGCUAACGGAAGAAUGUGAGGAAGCAGUUAAAAGUGCUGUGCCAGUUGACAAGCAAUUCCCGGAUGGGAAUUUCCCGAUUGGAGAAAUCUCUGAGUACGUUAUAAAGGCAGAUGAUCGUACUGCCAUUAAUCGAAUCACAAAUGAAGAAAAAAAGAUGCUGGAUGCUUCUUAUGAGGAAAUAUAUAAAGAUUUUCGUCGUGCUGCAGAGGCUCAUAGACAAACCCGAAAGUAUACACAGUCUUGGAUCAAGCCAGGCAUGAAAAUGAUUGAAAUUUGUGAGCGUUUGGAAGCAUACUCUCGUAGAAUGAUAAAUGAAGAUGGGCUUAACGCUGGACUUGCUUUUCCAACGGGUUGCUCUUUAAACAGUUGCGCUGCUCACUACACUCCAAAUGCCGGUGAUACUACGGUUUUGCGAGAAAGUGAUAUCUGUAAAAUUGAUUUUGGUGUUCAUGUCAAUGGAUUCCUUAUUGAUUGCGCAUUUACCGUUCAUUUCGAUCCGAAGUUUGAUACUUUAGUAUCUGCUGUGCGUGAAGCAACUAAUGCAGGAAUUCGAGAAGCAGGUAUAGACGUUCGACUCUGUGAUAUUGGUGAGACGAUUGAAGAGGUCAUGACUAGUUUUGAGAUGGAGUUGGAUGGCAGAACACACGUCAUCAAACCUAUUAGGAAUUUGAAUGGGCAUUCAAUUGGACCUUAUCGUAUCCAUGCUGGCAAAACAGUCCCGAUAACGAAGGGAGGCGAACAAACAAAAAUGGAAGAAAAUGAGUUUUAUGCUAUCGAGACGUUUGGCAGCACUGGCAGAGGUUAUGUGCAUGAUGAUAUGGAUUGUAGUCACUACAUGAAGGAUUUUGAUCUUCAUUCUGAGCACAUUCCUCUAAGAUUAGCUCGGUCUAAGAAUCUACUGAAUGUCAUCAAUAAAAAUUUUGGGACAUUAGCUUUCUGCCGAAGGUGGUUGGAUCGUUUAGGGGAGACGAAGUAUUUAAUGGCUUUAAAAGAUCUGUGCGAUAAAGGAAUCGUGCGAUCAUAUCCUCCUCUCUGUGAUAUCAAAGGCUCCUAUACUGCUCAAUGGGAACAUACAAUUCUUCUACGACCAACUUGUAAAGAAGUAGUUAGCCGAGGUGAUGAUUAUUAG
This is a messenger RNA of Thelazia callipaeda (thelaziosis nematode), 1284 nucleotides long. Lineage: Eukaryota; Metazoa; Nematoda; Chromadorea; Rhabditida; Thelaziidae. The record is from the annotation of a GenBank genome assembly.